Oreochromis aureus is the source of this 4753-nucleotide messenger RNA. RefSeq names its product neurexophilin and PC-esterase domain family, member 3 (gene nxpe3). The record is from RefSeq and is a predicted model, not a curated record. Lineage: Eukaryota; Metazoa; Chordata; Actinopteri; Cichliformes; Cichlidae. The coding region runs from base 310 to 2028 and encodes 572 amino acids. The transcript has 6 exons.
UGGUUUUUUGGGGGGCCAAUCGUAAGGUGACCUGUUCGAUUCCAGCCUGGUUCUCUGUGGGGUUACGCCAGAAAGCGCAUCCGCUGUAACAGCUCAACCCACCGUGGACAUACUAUCCUCCUCCCCAAUCGUGAGCGAUGAGGAGUGGAAAUCGCCUGAUCUUAAAGCCCACAUUGCUCUUCUGUUACCAUCCUCUUCAUCCUGCUUCAGGGAUCGGACAUGAUGUUGCUCUGUAACGUCAGGUUGGAAUGACAUUAUGUCGUCCUGGUGACAGCAGAGUGUGAUCAUGGGAUUUAGAAGAGGGUCACCAUGUGCCAUAAUCUGUCCAAAUAUACCCCAAUUUUCCUCUUCCUCACACUGUCUGGCAUCAUCUUCCUGCUGCGGAACAUCCACACAGUAGAGAAUUGGAACUGCCAAGCGAUUUCAUCCUUCUACCAGCUGCAGAGCAGGAUCCAUUCAUCCCUCAGUGUGUCUGCUUUCUAUCACAACCAUACCUACUGUACCCAUGUGGGCCAGAAACCCUCUCCCGAGGAUGAACUUGAGGAACGGUACCUGUUGGAACUCAUCAGCUGGCCCAGCCCUCCGCCUCACUCUGGACCAACCACCCUGAAGCAGACGAGUGACCCUGUCCACAGCCUGUUCACAAUACUUCCCGCUAAAGAAGGAAGGGAGUGGCAUGUGGGCGAUCAGCUAGAGGUCCUCGUCCAGAUGCACGACUUCCAGGGUCGUCCUAAACGCUACGGCGGGGAUUUCCUUCUGGCCAGGCUGCACUCUCCGGAGCUCGGAGCGGCCGUGGUUGGGCAGGUGGUUGACCACAAGAAUGGAUUUUAUUCUGCUCUGUUCCCACUCCUCUGGGUGGGCUCUGCACAGGCUGAAGUCAUGUUGGUGCACUCCAGCGAGGCCGUCGCUGUGCUGCGACGACUCAGGGAGGAACGGGCCGAUCGGGUCUUUUUUAAGAGCAUGUUCCGUUUAGGCCUUUUAUCAGAAACUACUGUGUGCAACCUGUGCUUGCCUCCCGACCAUCAGCCUCUUUGCAACUACACAGACCUUCACACAGGCGAGCCCUGGUACUGCUACAAGCCCAAGGUGCUCAGCUGUGACACCAGAAUCAACCAUGCCAAGGGAGGCUACUUGAAAAACCUCAUCACCAACAAGGAAGCACUGCUAUUCAAAAGUGGUGUAAAUCUCAAAGUUUACAUACAUGCUUCAGGACCUGAUAAAAUCAGCGUGCUGCCACAGAAAGAUAAAGUGGAGGAAGAAAACAGCACAACUAAACCAGAACAUAUUCAGCUAGAAACAUCUGGAUAUUACUACAUGGACUCCUGGAGGCCAUUAGAUGGAUUUACAAUGCGUCAGUUCAACGAAUCAUCAGCAGUUGUACAGUGUUUGAAGAACAAGGUGAUCAACAUGUAUGGAGACUCUACUGUGAGACAGUGGUUCGAGUAUCUCAUUGGUUUUGUACCAGAAUUAAAGGAGUUCAACCUAUACAAUCCUAAAAAGGUUGGGCCGCUCAUGGCGGUGGACAGCACACAUAAUAUUCUCUUGAAGUACCGCUGCCACGGCCCUCCAAUCCGCUUCACUACUGUGAUGUCCAGCGAGUUGCGGUACAUUUCGAAUGAGCUUGACGGCCUCUCUGGGGGCCCCAACGUGGUUGUGGUCCUCAGCAUCUGGUCCCACUUCAGCACCUUUCCUGUGGACAUAUACAUACGGCGUCUUCGGCACAUUCGACAGGCGCUGGUCAGACUUAUAGACCGAGCGCCAGGGACGCUCAUAGUGAUCCGCUCAGCCAAUCUUCAAGCCCUGGAUCAAGAGGUGAGCCUUUACAACAGCGACUGGUACUCCCAGCAGCUCGAUCAGGUGCUCAGGACCAUGUUCAAGGGGCUGAACGUUCUGGUGGUGGAUGCCUGGCAAAUGACUUUAGCUCACCAUUUACCUCAUGCCCUCCAUCCUCCUCCACCUAUCGUCAAGCAAAUGAUAGACAUGCUUUUAUCUUAUGUUUGCCCCGAGAGGAAAAAAAGCCAGAAAUAGAAGUACAGUGAUGAUAGCAGAUAUAUUGUCAAAUGUGAUGUGUGAAUCCAUCCGUCAGUUUCAAACACAUUUUGGUUUGGCUUCUUAAGAACUCAUAUAUUUUUCUAAAACUGCAAACUCUUCAAAUACUGAAGAUUUACUUUCCUGCUAUUUUUUUUUUUAUUCCUACAAAACAUUUUUUACUCUGAUUUCCAAAGACUUUGGCACAAUGAUUGUUACUUCUCAUCUUUUGGUAUUACCAAAGUUUUAUUCAUGUGCAUUAUUUUAAUGUAUAGAGCGGUUCAAAGAAUUAUUGAACACAUCAUCAAUUUUCUAAGUAAAUGUGUUUCUAAAGGUGCUCACCAGAUGUUGGUCAACAACCAAUCCAGUCCGCACAUGCAAAGAAAUCAAACCGUAGAUUUAGAUUUGAAAUUAAGUUAUGUGCAAAAAUCAGAAAUGAUAACUGGGGUCAUUGGCUUGCUGAAACGUGCACCCUCGUUUCAUCUUCAUCAUCCUGGUAGGUGGCAGCAGUGUUUUAUUAGGAGUUCCUCGCCACAUGUUCGCAUUCAUCCUUCCUUCGGUUAUAUGAAGCGUGCCAGUGCCGUAUGCUGAAAUAAACCCCCACACCAUUAUGUUCCCACCUCCGAACUCACUGUUGGAAUGGUGUUUUAGGGGUGAUAUGCAGCGCCAUUUGACCUCCAAACAUGGUGUGUGUAUUCUGGCAUCCAAAGAGUUCAAUUUUGGUCUCACCUGACCAGAGACUAUAUUCUCAUUAUUACACAUAACUAUUAAUGGACAUCUGUUGAGAAUUUCAAAUAGGAUCUUUGGAAAUAUAUUUACUUAGGAAACAUUAAACACACAUAUACACAUAACAUGAACGUCUGCCUAAUAUUGUGUUUGCUUUUGCUACUACAGCCCUCAGCCUUUAAGAUAUGUAUUCAGUUAGACACCAGUGGAAGGUUUGCUGUGGCAUCUUGCACCAGGAAGUUAGCAGCAGAUCCUUUAAGUUUUCUAAGUUUUGACGUGGGGCUUCCACGAAUCAGACGUGUUUGUACAGCACAUUUCCAUCCCACAGAUGUUUGAUUGGGUUGAGAUCUGGCAAACUUUGAAUGUCAAGUCAACACCUCAAACCAUUCCUGAACAGUAUUUGCUCUCUGGCAGGGUACAUUAUCCUACUGAAAGAGGCCACAGCCAUCAGGGAAUACAGUUUCCAUGAAAGGGUAUACUUGUUCUGCAACAAUACUUAGGUAGGUGGUAUUUGUCAAAGUAACAUCCAACAUGGAUGACAGGAUCCUUGGUUUCCAAGAAGGACAUUGCCCAAAGCAUCACACUGCCUCCACCAGCUUGCCUUCUUCCCAUAAUGCAUCUUGGUGCCAGGUGUUCCCCAGGUAAGCGACGCACAUAAAGAAAACCUGCUCACUGGUGUUGCUUUUAGUGGUGAUCAGGGGUCAGCAUGGACCGCCUGGCUGUUCUGUGGCUGUGCAGCCUCAUACGCAACAAACUGUGAUGCAUUGUGCAUUCUGACUUUUUAGUCAGAAGCACUAUUAACAUUUUCAGUAACCUGAGCUACAGCAGCUUGUCUAUUGGAUCAGACCAAACAGGCCAGUCUUCACUCCCCACAUCCAUCGGUGGGCCUUUGCAGCCCAUGACCCUGUCGCUGGUUCACCACCUCCUUCUGUGGAUCACUUUUAAGAGAUACUGGCAACUGCCGACCAUGAACAUCCCACAAGAGCUGCAGUUUCGGAGAUGCUCUGACCAGUCAGCUAGCCAUCACAAUUUGGCGCUCAUCAAACUGAUCAGUCCUUAAAAUUGGCCCUUUUUCCUCCUUCUAACACGUCAACUUUGAGGACAAAAUGUUCACCUGCUUCCUAACAUAUAUUCCACCCACUAACAGACGAUGAUGAGAUAAUUAGGGCUGUUUACUUCACCUGUCAUCGGUCAUAAUCUUAUGCCGGAUCUUAUGUGUGCAUGUAUAAGAUCAUGUAUGCUCAUCAUGUGUAUUUGUCAAAAUCUAGGGACCUAGAAGGGGAACCGUUUAUUAGGCUCAUAUUUAAAAUCCAAAACACAGUGCAGUAACUUAAUGGCUCCAAAACAAGAAAACAGAAAACCAUAUUCAGGUGUCUGAAUAUAAAGAAACUGAUUAGCCCUCUAUGUGUCUGUGUGUCUACAUAUGCAAACUCCGGUUUCCUUUUCUUCCUUGUCUGGGUGUCGCUACGCUCCUGCUUUCCUGCCACUGUGUUGUGCUUCUGUUUUGGAUUUUGCCAUUUCACCGAAUACCAAACUGGUUUUUAGUUUAUUCUUGUAUCUGUGAGUCCUGCAUUUGGGUCUUCUUUCUGCUACCAGCAACAGUACAGGUACAAAAACAAUUCAAUAAGCUCUAAAGGCCUUGACACAUACAUGGAUACUUUAUUAAAAUAAAUAACACAAAACAGGAAGCAGGAAGGUGUAAUACUGAAUAUGUUUGAGAUGUUAUGCCUGACAGGUUUGUUCACCUAUCACAUGGAUAUGAUAAUUCUGGGCUUUUAAUGAUUUGUUUCACAAGUUUAAUUUCAAUUUCUUUAUUCCACACAGGCUCAAAACCCUUAGCAGGGGUGGAGGUUGUAGCUUGGGAAGGCCGAGUUUAUUGUUAGCCUGCUUUUAUCCUUUCUAAAGCUGGUUGUAAUGUGUCUUUUGGGAUCAUCAAAUUUUAAGUCUAUAUAUAUAUAUAUAUAUAUAUAUAUAUAUAUAUUUUUUUUUUUUUUUUUUU